Rhopalosiphum maidis (corn leaf aphid) is the source of this 4679-nucleotide messenger RNA. RefSeq lists its product as uncharacterized. NCBI's taxonomy places the organism in Eukaryota, Metazoa, Arthropoda, Insecta, Hemiptera, Aphididae. The record is from RefSeq and is a predicted model, not a curated record. Gene Ontology annotation, molecular function: protein binding.
AUGGGGGAACGACAAUACAUAAGAAGUCACCGACACAGUUGGUGGCCACCGAGACCGCCAUGGAUAACAUUGAUGUUGGUGUCAUUAUUAGUUAAUUUGGCGUACACUUCGAUAACCUGUGGCCCGGGUAUUAAAUCAGCUGGAGUAACCGUUCCGAGAGGCGACAUUGUCAUUGAAUACGGCACCGGAGUCCCCUUGGAAAUCACGUGCGUUUUAGAUCCCGAUAAUGAAAAAGUGCGAAACCUGUUUCGGAAUGAUACCGCUGACGGCGGUGAAGCUACUACGCCGAGUCAGCGGAUCAUGUUCUACAAGAACGCCGAACGCGUGUCCAGACAGUACAUGACAAUUAUCAAUUCAACGGCGGCUCAACUACACAUAUCCGAUCCGCCGGCUGGCCGAGAUACCUAUUAUUGCACGCUGUUACUUAACGAACAACUGCGUCCUAAUCACGACUACGAUAAUAGCAGCGAUGCACAGUUAUCCACGCAGUCUAGCGAUUCGCCGACGUUUCCCACCCAGCCGCCGACGAGUUUGGAAACCAGUGGACCCCCUUCGCUGGUAUCGCAAGCAUCCGAGGUCGGGGUGUGCCUCAACAGCGUUGCCGUCGGAUAUAAGCCGGCUAUAAUUACAAAUUUUUCUUGUAUAUCUGAUAAUUGGGUAAGUUUGACAUGUAAUUGGACCAAACCAGAGAACCCAAUUAAAACAUCAUACAAGUUAUUCUUCAGAUUACCUGGUCGUGCUGGGGGCAGAACUAUUAUAAAUUGUCCUAAGGAUUCAGAUUCCAGAGAAAAUACUUGUUAUUGGGAUUUCUCUACUACACCAAUAUAUAGACAACCAUACGAAUAUUAUUAUUUUACACUAAUUGGUGAUAACAUAUUGGGAAACUCAACUACGACUAUUCGUUUUCAUCAUUAUGCUAAUGUUAUCCCCGCGAGCCCUAUUAAUAUUACAGUGGUAGAUAAAACUCAAUCUAGUGCCAUGCUAAGGUGGUCUGUAGGCACAAUGACAGCCUUUCCACGAGAACUAAUUCAUAAGAUCGAAUAUAAGUCUCAAUGGGAUUCCAAUCCUGAACAUUGGCAUUCCGUAAAUGUAAGUGAUGUUUGUAAUUCGUCAUCAACGUCCAAUCACACCAGUUCUUAUUCAAAUUGUCGAGAACGUGACACAGACUAUUAUUAUUUUAAUGUAACCGAUUUAAAAUACCCGUUCACGCAUUACGAUUUUCGAAUAUAUGUACGUUCUUCAGUUGCUCGUGGGGAGGACAAAUGGUCUCCUCCUGGCUGUAUAACUUUGAAAACCAAGCCUUCGAUACCUAGAAGACCUCCUCGAACUGAUGUAGGAAGCUUUGAGUGUGUAACGUCACCUGUCGAUAAAUCCAAAAGAGACGUGUUUAUUUAUUGGCAGAAUAUUGAUGACAACGAGAAAUGUGGUGAAUCGUUUGAGUAUCGUGCUUACUAUACUACCACAACUUCAGAUAAUAAAACCCUUAUUCACCGCAGUAACGAAACAUAUAAGAAUUAUGCCAAGUUUGAAGGACUCAAUACCGACAUCGGAUACAAUUUUACUGUGUAUUCAUCAAAUAAAGAAGGUUUAUCAACCGAGUAUUCAACAAUUUUUGUUCCCAACGAAUCAGACAAACUUGACGAACCGUUAUCGUUUACAAAAAUGGCAUUUGAUGAACGAGGUGUAUUUGAACUUUCGUGGAAAAAUGCUAGUAGUCAAAAAUCAUUAGCAACUAAUCAAGUUAAUGAUUAUACUAUAUUUUGGUGUGAAAAUGAUAAGGACCGUCCAUACCAGUGUAAUGGUUAUAUGAAUUGGAUGCAUAUACCAAGUUCAGAAUCUUGCUAUAAUAUUACUGUAUCAGAUCAUAUGAAAAUUUAUCAAUUUGCCAUAAGCGCUAACAGUCAAAGCACACCAAAGACUGGUGUUACUAGUAUUUAUCAACCCACUUAUACUAGUAGUGGGAUGGUAUGGGCAUCAUGUACAGUACUACAUAAUAAAAUCGUUGGAAAAAUAAAAAAUGUUUGGAUAAAUAUGAUUGGCUCGACAUCUAUGGAAUUGAGAUGGAAACUCGACUGCUCUGACAGAAUAGGCGCAAUUCUAGGAUUUCGUAUAUUUUACUGUCCUGUAGUAUCCAUAAAUAAUUCUGCGUGUAAAGAACCUAUGUUAAAUAAGACUGUUAGUGGUGAGAUGGCACAAGAUAGCAGAGGAAUAGCAAGCAUUACAGAUCUCAAAUCAUAUACUACAUACAUGGUUACCAUUGCAUUGAUCACUAAACAUGGCGAAGGAUUACAUAGCGAUCCUUUGCUCAACACCACUCUAGAAGGAGCACCCGACAUUCAAAACCUUAUUAUAAAUGUCACGAGUCUGACCAAUACGACCGUCUCUCUUCAGUGGUCGCCUCCUAAAUUCACGAAUGGUAUUGUCCGUUACUAUCAUAUUUAUUAUUAUUUGGACGAUGUAUUACAGCAACAGGAUCUGAUUGAUUCAUUCGACGAACAACAGGUCAUAAAUGAACAACGUCGUGUUACAGUUCAUGACACAAAGUGUCGUCUGGAACACCUUGAGAGUUAUAGAAGCUAUACAAUUACCAUUACAGCAUGCACAACAGUUUGUUCAGAGCGCUCACUUCCCAUAAAAGUGCGAACAGCUGUAGGACUGCCAGGAAGGGUUCCUCAACCAACAUUAAAUUACGAAAACAGCACUAGGGUAGCUGUGUCUUGGCAGAAACCCGUGAAACCGGCUGGUCCAGUGGAUUAUUAUGAAUUAAUUGUAGCGCAUCAUAGUGGGCCCACAAAUUCACAACAAACUACUACAAAUGGCGGAUCGUCUUCACCCACCGCUUUAGCUUCCACUCAAAUACAAGAAAAUCCUAACAAUUACUACUACCGCAGCAAUUCAAACGUGUUUCGUGUGCCUGUUCCCGAUUGUAAUAAUGAACAAGAUAGGGGUCAACAAACGUUUUCAUUUGCUGUAAGAGCUGUGAAUAACAAUCCACUGGAUCCUCAUACGCCAUAUUAUGGUCAAUGGUCGACUCCAGGGUCGGUCAAUUGUGUGUUGCCAGGUCUUCCUCUAGCGCUUCAUUUAGUCAUAUGGUCAUGUUUGUUCAUCGUUUUGUCCACUGUUUCCACUUACUGGGGUAACAGACUUUGGAGAAAAUACAAAGUGAUGCAUAACGUAGAAGUAGUUCUACCACCCACGUUGAACAUCAAUUUUAAAUUUGACCAUUACAACAACUUUGGUGAAAACGUGUUGGACUCGGGUCAACAGUAUUACGUGGAGGACGGUCACAUUAUUUACGAAAACGCUCCGACUGACAUUGAUGCCACCACUAUCGCGUUCUACAACGGAAAUUCGUCAGGGUCUAAUCGCCGCAAAAACAGCAGCGUCAAUGCCAGUGCCGAGCGUCUGCCGUCGUCCCGGUGGAGUCCCGCGACGGCUUCGACAACCAUUACAGUGGCCGACGACGACGACUCUUCGUCCAGCAAACAUCAACUCAUAAUGCCAUCGUCAUCGUUGCCAAAAACGAAGAGCGAGAGUCUUAGCGACGGCAACAGUGUGAAAAGCGAAGAAGAAGUGCUAGAGGCGGUUCAGCCCACGGAACCUGUCAUGCCGUUCUUUUCGUUGCCAGCUACGCCAACGAUAACACCCAUCCCAAAGAUCGGCAAUACGACGGUGGCGCUAUGCGGCAGCAACAUCGUCCGCAGCGGUAACGGUUACCAAAGCGGCGCCGGUAACAGCGGUUACCAGAGCACCGGCAAAGGUUACCAGAGCAGUGCUAAAGGUUACCAGAGCAGCGGUAAAGGUUACCAGAGCAGCGAUAAAGGUUACCAGAGCAGCGAUAAAGGCUACCAGAGCAGCGGUUAUGGUUACCGGACCAGUAGUAAUGGCUACCAGGGCAGCAACAUCUGUCAGGACGUCACGAAAAACCGAUUGGUCGGCGACAGUGUUGUUGUUGCCCCUGCGGCGGUCAUAAGCUGUUUUGUGGGCGACCAGCGGCAGUCAAAUGAUAAACACCUCAGUCGGUGUGGCGGUGGUAAUUCAUCGCCCGCCGCUGAUGGUGGAAAAGAAUUUGUAUUUCCCGCCGUGGAAUCUAUCAUUGACGAAAACCGGUCACACCACGAACAGAAAAGUGAACCGUUGCCUUGUUGCCUCGACAAUAAACAACAAUCGCCAUUGCCACGGCCGCCACAACAACAAAACCGAAACGACGGCUAUUGUGGCAAACAAAUGAUGAUUGCAGCGGCCGCCGUUGCCGGUGCCGCCACCAACAAUCUUGGCAGAAUCAACGGCUGCGAAACGACAACGCUAAGUCAACAGCAACAGCUACCGUUGCCGCCGCUACCGUCCACGCCGCCGCAACAACAAAAACUGCUGCAAUCGCCAAAACUGCUGCAAUCGCCGCCUCCGCCACCCCCGUCGCCGGCGCAACAACAAAAACCGACGACGGCGACGCUUAUCGCUUCGAGCGCUGCGUACGUCAUGUUGGACAUGGUGACCGCGGCGGCCGAGAAAAAGCGACUACUCCACAUGGGCGGCGGACGAAUCGACUACGGUAAACCUGUCGUCGUCGUCCAACAGCCCGCCGUAUCGGUGGACGCCAGUUGCGCUACUUCCACUGCUCAAGUAUGAAAUAAUCGCGCUCUGUCUAUAAUAUUAUUAUGUCUUAUGUCUAAAAAAAA